GCAAGAUGAUUUCCACUCUUUUAAGUUUAAUAUUUACAAGAACAAUUACAUAUUUGUAUUUUAAAGCACUUAUGUAAACUGUACCUUAACUUACAGAUUCAUCUGCUACAAUGAAUGACAAAAACAGAGAGAAAGACCAUUCACAGGUUAACCAGACUGAAGGUCAGCAUGCAUCUUUCGACAGAAAAUGUCAGGACGCCACCCUCAUUAAUCCAGCAAUAUAUCGCCUGAACACAGCAAGAAAAUAUAUGGAUGGGACUAACGGAAAAGUCAGACAGUGGACAUAUGGAAAAAGAGACAGAGACAAACAGAACAAAGUCGUUCUGAUGGUGGGAGAAACUGGCGCUGGGAAAACCACAAUGAUCAGCACCAUGAUCAGUUACUUACUGGGAGUGAAGUUUGAAGAAGAACUGUUUUAUCAAAUCACAGUGGAAGAAGAACAACAUAAAGAUCAAUCAAAAUCCCAGACGUCUGAGAUCACAGUUUAUGAGGAGUUUUUCGAAGAAAACCCAUCAUCUUUGACCCUCAUUGACAUUCCAGGUUACGGACAUACUGAAGGAUACAAGGAAGACAGAGAGACUGCUGAUUAUCUGAGCAGAUUAUUCUCAGAUAAGGAUGGCAUUCAUUAUAUUGAUGCAGUGUGUUUUGUGAUAAAGGCGUCUCAGAAGCGACUCUCUGGAAAAGAGUUUUACAUAUUUCACUCGGUUCUGUCUCUGUUUGGUAGAGAUAUAGAGGACAACAUGGUGUUUCUACUCACACAUUCAGAUGGACGACGUCCAACAGAUGCUCUUAAUGCCAUUAACACAGCAGAAAUACCCUGCAGAAGAGACGAGAGAGGACGACCUGUUCACUUCUUGUUCAACAACCGACAGAAAGAGGAACGAGAUGAAGAGUAUAAGCAUCUCGACGGAUUCGCCUGGGAAAUGGGAAACAAAAGCAUGAAUGAGUUCUUUAGACUACUGGAAGAAAAGAACAGAAAAAGUGUUCAGAUGACAUUAGAUGUUCUGAAAGAGCGAAGACGACUUGAGGCCUGUGUGCCUAAUCUGAAGGAGCGAAUCUCGGAGGAAGAGUUGAAAACGAAAGAACUGACUGAGAUUCAGGAAGCCCUCAGACAGAACAGAGAAAAGAUUGAGAAAUGUGAAAACUUUAAGUUUACAGUCAACAGACAUUUCAAAGAUAAAGUCCUCAUUAAAAAUGUGUUAGUGUGGGACAGAAAUGCAACCUGCUGUGACGUGUGUCAGGAAAACUGUCAUGAAUGGUUCUGCUGGUUUGUAGAAAACCUCUCAUUGUGUGAAGUCAUGAGAAACAACUACUGCACCAUGUGUCCAGGAAAGUGUCAUUACAGCAAGCAUGUCAAAGAGAACAAAAAAUAUGAGAUAAAGACAAAGACAAUAACUAUGACAUUUGAUGAGCUCAAACAGGAGUAUGAAUGCACUGGUGACCAGCCUGUAACCAGCUUCAACAAAACAACAUAUGAACAAAUGAAAAAUGAACAUGAAAGAAGCAUGAGAGAGUCUGGGAAUACAACAACAAUAGAAGAAAAACUGAAAGAUAAUCUGGAACAAAUUAAAAAAGAAAAGUCCAAAAUGCUGCAUGAAGCUUAUAUGAUCAUCACGGGGCUGUCUAAGAUCGCAUUAAAAGCAGACAGCGCUUUCACUCUUCAGCAUCUGGAGUUCUUGAUUCUCUGACUGAAGGAGGAGGGAAAAGAUGAAUGAAUGAAGAACCUGGAGGAUCUGAGGAAAGCUGGAGAAGAGCAGAGAAACAAGGGAGCUUUACGUUUCAUGCGUAGUAAAAAUGAAUAGAUUCAACAAAUCUGAACAUACAAGAUGAAAAAGCAGAACAGAAGCUGCUCCAUUAGAGAAAAUAAUUUACAUACUGAAGGUUUUGGUGAGAUCCAUUAUCAGGAUAUUUAAUAUAUUUCAUUUACCAUUUACAAUGACUUGACCAUUAACAAAUAUACUUUUUAUAAAUAUGCAUGUAUCUCUGCAUUACAAAACAGUUUUUUUGUUGCUCUAC
This is a messenger RNA of Sinocyclocheilus anshuiensis, 2016 nucleotides long. RefSeq lists its product as uncharacterized. Bases 111 to 1688 code for a protein of 525 amino acids. Gene Ontology annotation, molecular function: GTP binding. The transcript is spliced from 2 exons. Lineage: Eukaryota; Metazoa; Chordata; Actinopteri; Cypriniformes; Cyprinidae. The record is from RefSeq and is a predicted model, not a curated record.